Molecule: messenger RNA, 1951 nt
Organism: Etheostoma spectabile (orangethroat darter)
Lineage: Eukaryota; Metazoa; Chordata; Actinopteri; Perciformes; Percidae
Gene: lipia
Product: lipase, member Ia
Exons: 11
Coding region: 281-1636 (451 amino acids)
Biological process (GO): lipid catabolic process
Molecular function (GO): glycerophospholipase activity
Source: RefSeq, a predicted model, not a curated record
AAUCCAGAAAGGAGACAACAAGAACCGGUUUGAGUACGCAGGAAUCAGUUGUGACUUCACAGGAAUGUUUCACCUGUGGACACAAUGACCCGAGGGGUGUGGUGAUCCUGGUGAGAGCAUGCAGGGUGGGAGUAGUAGUUCCUCCUCUCACUUCCUGAAGUGAACUCUGUCCCAAAUAUGUGGUUAUUCAAACAGACAUGAAAUAUUCUGGACCUUUGACUCACCAGACCAGGAAAUAUUAUCCUACGGCAAAGAUUAUUCACACGUGCUGGUGUAAAGCAUGUUCCUGUGGCAAUAUUUGACACUGCUCCUGCUGACAACUGUUCAAAUAUACAAAGCUCAGAGAUGUGAAGAAUUUACAGAUCUAAAUCUCAGCCACGCAUUCAUUGGAACCAGCCUCAAAGUUAGGUUGUUGCUGUACACCAGGGAUAAUGGCACCUGUGGUACACUCGUGUCCCACACGGACCUGUCCGCCCAUCCCCAGUUUAACUUGUCCAGACCAACCACCUUCGUCAUUCAUGGCUAUCGGCUCACGGGAUCUCCACCUGUGUGGGUGCGGCAGAUCCCAGAGCUGCUGCUGGCCAGGGAAGACCUUAAUGUCAUAGUGGUGGACUGGAACCACGGAGCUGCCAAUGUGAAUUAUUUAAAGGCAGUGGAGAACGCGUACAACACGGCCAACAACCUCACUGCUUUCAUUAAAAUGCUGCAGGGACAUGGUGCCUCUCUGAGCUCCAUCCACAUGAUCGGAGUCAGUCUUGGGGCUCAUAUAUCAGGCUUAAUAGGUGCUAACCUGAAUGGGUUACUCGGAAGAAUUACAGCUCUGGAUCCAGCUGGGCCUCAAUUCACUGGCAACCCUCCAGAGCGCAGACUGGACCCCACAGAUGCCCAGUUUGUGGAUGUCCUGCACACAGACAUAGAUGCACUUGGCUUUAGGGAACCUCUGGGUCACAUCGACUUCUAUGCUAAUGGUGGAGCAGACCAACCUGGCUGCCCAAAGACCAUCUUUUCUGGUGGAUCCUAUUUUAAAUGCGACCACCAGAGAUCAGUGUUCCUCUUCCUUGACUCCGUGGAAAGGACGUGUGUCAGCAAGGCCUUCCCCUGCUCCUCCUACAAAGACUUUCUAGAUGGUAACUGCUUGAACUGUGACCGCUUUGGUGCUGCUGGAUGUCCUGUCUUUGGUUAUGAUGUCACAGAUUGGAAAGAGGUCCUGUUGAGGCUGGGCCAGACAAAAACUUACUUCACCACAAAUGCAGAUUCUCCAUUCUGCAAGACAAACUACAGGUUGGAGGUGAUGAUAUGGAACAAGAAUGUACAAUGGGGAUACAUAACUGUGAAACUGCACGGUAACGGUAAAGAGGCAGUGGCAACCAUUGACCAUAAAGCACCCAAGUUCAAGAAGUACACAGAGACCAAUUUGCUUGCCCAGUUUGACAAAGACCUUCAGUCAGUGGAAAAAGUGUCUCUCACAUUCUCCUCUUCGAAUGUACUCAAGCCCAAAUAUAAGCUCCGUGUUCUCCGCAUCCGUCUAACACAUCUGGAACGUAAGGAGAGGCCUCUCUGUCGAUAUGACAUCCUUCUCGAGGAGAACAAAGCGUUUACCUUUAGGCCAAUUUCCUGUGAAGAAUCCAAUUUCUGAAACUAAAUUGGACCCCACGUCAAAAAAUUCAUACUGGAAGAGAUUCAGCCGUCACUUCAGUUUCUCACGGAUUGUACAGUAAGGACUGCAAAGGUAGCAAAUCAAAAGUGCUAACCUGGCUUUGAUGUGAUCAUUUGUGAUCUAAAAAUGAAAUGUGUAUAUACUAUAUAUGGUGUAUAUGUUAUUUUUUGGGGGGGGUUUUUGUGUUUUUUGUAAGAAAAAUAUUGUCUGAAAAGGGAAUUUAUAUGCAAUUCACUUGUAGGGGAAUUAGAAUUUUUGUUAAUGCAUUUAAAAAUAAAUGUAUCUCAUAAUAAC